Thyridium curvatum is the source of this 5511-nucleotide messenger RNA. RefSeq lists its product as uncharacterized. Lineage: Eukaryota; Fungi; Ascomycota; Sordariomycetes; Thyridiales; Thyridiaceae. Gene Ontology annotation, biological process: cell motility. Gene Ontology annotation, molecular function: catalytic activity. The transcript has a single exon. The record is from RefSeq and is a predicted model, not a curated record. The coding region runs from base 1 to 5511 and encodes 1836 amino acids.
AUGGCUUCACCUUCUCAGGAUGAUGCUCGACAGAAUGCCAAGCGGUCGCCCUACGAGAAUACGAUAACGUUGCCGAUUCUCGAUAAAGAACUGCCUUCCAUCCCCGAGCUCACCUCCCCUGCGCUCAGUCUACCCACCCGCAUCAAAGGUUCACCAACACCUAGUCCGGGCCAUACUUCGCCGGCAAUACCGAACGGAAACUCUGAGGCACCAGACUAUCUGAAUGGUGGACUUCCCCAUGAUGGGGUCGUCCCAGAUCUGUUGAACAGCAAGCCACGAUCCGUGCACUCGGCCAUCGAGCCUACGACCGCCGCAGCUCUUUCAGACUCCGGUAUUCCCGAGAGCUAUGCAGAGGUGCAGACGCCUUCGUUGUCGCCGGAACCCGCAGACCGGCGGAGCGUACAGUUCUCAAGGUCGGACGUCGUCAUAGAUGCCCAGACGCACACGAGACAUGGCUCGUGGGAUGCUGGCAUCCCCGCCCGGUCUAGAGCUUUCAUGUCGCGGCUGAAGGCUCUGGCAGUUCAAGGAGGCUUGCCCGCGCCGAGGGCACCAAGCUUGCAUGGCCCUGGCUCAGAUACUGGGGGCCAAUCGACUGCAAGCUCGCCAACGAUUGGGCGGGGUGCUCGGAUGGCACACAGUCUCAACGAGGAUGGAAGUGACGCAGAUGCAGACGCGGAGGAGACGGCAGACGAAGCACUGCCCGAGGACAGUGCCGCCAAGUCGAGGAAGAAGCGGAGGCGCAUGCGGCGCCCGAAGCUCCAAACGCAGUCAACGCCGGGCACCCCGCGGCUUAACUUGCCCGAUCCAGACUCGCCCAUGGUCAAUAGAAGGUCCCUGACGAGAAGGGCCACGAUGCCGGACCCUGGCGAAAGAGUCGGCCUUUCUGAGGGCGAGGGUCGGGAUCAUCUAACGAGAGAAUCUGCCUGGCGACGAGGCAGCUCGUGGAUCGGUCGCAGUGAGGAUCACGAAGAUGCCGAGAGUCCUUCUGGACGAAGGCUCGGCCAUAUACGUCGCAUUUCCGUCUUUGGGGGAGGCGGAGGCGGCGGGGCUUCCGAUGGAGAUGCCAUGACUCCGCGCAGGCCCUUCUUUGCUGGCGACAGAGCGUCGACCUUCGGCGCUCAGAAAUGGAGACAAGUCAAGAAUACGCUGAAGCUUUUGCGGCAGAAGAAGGAGCAGCAAUUCGACUACUACAAGUCGGCAGAGUUGAUGGCCGAGCUUCGCGCUGGUGCACCGGCCGUGUUGAUGUUGGCUAGCAUGAUACAACGCGACGAGCACGGCAACAAGAGGAUACCCGUCUUACUUGAGCAGCUCAGACUUAGAAUCACCGAUAGCUCUCCGGUAGAAGACGGAGAGAGCGAGCGACAUUGGCUCUUCACCAUCGAGCUUGAGUAUGGGAGUGGUCCUAGCCGCAUGCGAUGGACUGUGAAGAGAACCAUUCGUGAGAUCUUGAACCUACACUGGAAGUACAAGCUGGAUCUUAGGAACGACAAGUACCUCCACACGAUACAGCUUGGAGCAAGACCGAAGCAGCCACGCUUCCCUAUCUCUGCGUUUCCGUAUGUUCGCGGUCUCCGGGGUGUCGACGCCUCAGACGAGGAUGACGGCGUCAGCAAUGCUGGCGACGACGCCGGAGAAGGGACUGCAGGGGAGGGGACUGCCGGUGAAGCAACCGCUACCGAAGCCGAAGGCAGGAUAGCACCCCGAAGGAGAAAGUCACGCAUGGCCAUGCUUGGCAUGAGCCGCAAGUCGUCCACGGUCGCAGGAGGCGAAGACCAAGGCGCCGACGCGGCAAUGGACGAAGCCCUCGCCAGGCGCAGGUACAUCGAAAGGCAGCAGAGAAUGCUGGAAAAGUACCUUCAAGAAAUGAUCCGCUGGCUCAUGUUCCGAGCGGAUAGCAACCGGCUGUGCCGCUUCCUGGAACUGUCUGCCCUCGGCGUUCGGCUGGCUGCUGAGGGCAGCUACCACGGAAAAGAGUGCUUCCUGCACAUCCAGUCCUCCAAGGGUCUAGACUUCCGCAGGGUUCUCACACCCGCCAAGGUGAUUGAGCGACACAGCCGCAAGUGGUUCCUUGUCAGAUCAAGCUACAUUGUCUGCGUUGAAUCUGCCGAGAACAUGAACAUCUAUGAUGUAUACCUUGUCGAUCCCAAAUUCAAGAUCAUAUCAAAGAAGAACAAGCUCAAGCAGAUUGGCUCGAAGGACAAAGCCGAAGAGGUUGAUCUGACCUCAGGGCAGCCACACCGCAAGCAUCACACAAUCACUCUCAUGACUUCGGAGCGCAAGGUCAAGUUGUGGGCUCGGAACCAGCACUUGAUCCGUCAGUUCGAAGAGUCUAUCACAGACAUGCUGAAGCAGACGCCGUGGCACCAGCAUAAUAGAUUCAACAGCUUCGCGCCUGUCCGUACUGGAGUCUUCGCGCAGUGGCUCGUUGACGGUCGGGACUACAUGUGGAACGUCUCUCGAGCUAUAAGCAUGGCGAAAGACGUCAUCUACAUUCACGACUGGUGGCUCAGCCCCGAGCUGUACAUGCGGCGGCCGGCAUGUAUCAGUCAAAAGUGGCGGCUUGAUCGUCUUCUGCAGCGGAAAGCUAGGGAAGGCGUCAAGAUCUUUGUCAUCAUCUAUCGCAACGUCGAGGCUGCUAUCCCUAUCGACUCGGAGUACACCAAGUUUGCCCUGCUGAAUCUGCAUCACAACAUCUUUGUUCAGAGAUCUCCCAACCAGUUCAAGAAGAACCAGUUCUUCUUUGCGCAUCACGAGAAGAUCUGCAUUGUAGACCACGACGUGGCCUUUGUUGGCGGAUUGGAUCUCUGCUUUGGUCGCUGGGAUAGUCCUGAACAUCUGCUCCACGAUGACAAACCCACGGGAUUCGAGCCCGAAGACAACCCCAAAGAUGCGGAGCACUGCCAGCUCUGGCCCGGAAAGGACUAUUCGAAUGCCCGAGUUCAGGACUUUUACUCGCUGCGCGAGCCGUACAAGGAGAUGUAUGACCGCACUAGAGUUCCGCGCAUGCCCUGGCACGAUAUCUCGAUGCAAGUCGUAGGGCAGCCAGCAAGAGAUCUCACGAGGCACUUUGUACAGCGGUGGAACUAUCUGAGACGAGGACGAAAGCCUACCCGCCCGAUUCCGUUCCUACUCCCUCCUCCAGACAGCAAUGGAGAGGAACUGGAGAACCUGGGCCUCACAGGUACUUGUGAGGUGCAGAUCCUGAGAUCGGCAUCCACAUGGUCUCUGGGCAUCGACGAGACGGAAGCAAGUAUCCAAAAUGCCUACAUCAGCAUGAUCGAGGAGUCGGAGCACUUUGUCUACAUGGAGAACCAGUUCUUCAUCACCAGCACGGAGACGCUCAAUGUGAAGAUCCUCAACCGCAUUGGCGAUGCCCUUGUCGAGCGCAUCAUUCGAGCCAACGAGAACGACGAGGACUGGCGUUGCGUGAUCAUCAUUCCUUUGCUGCCAGGCUUCCAAAACUCUGUCGCUGACCAGGAUGGCACAAGCGUUCGACUGAUUCUGCAGUGCCAGUUCCGUAGCAUCUGCCGCGGGGACGAUUCCAUCUUUGGGCGCCUCAAAACCGCUGGAAUCGAGCCAGAGGACUACAUCCAGUUCUUCAGUCUUCGGCAAUGGGGUCGCAUCAACCAUGGCACGGUCCUGACUACUGAGCAGCUCUACAUCCAUGCCAAGACAAUCAUCAUUGAUGACCGUGUUGCAUUGAUUGGAUCGGCCAAUAUCAACGAAAGGUCUUUGUUAGGGGACCGUGAUUCCGAGUGUGCAGCGAUCGUCCGGGACAGGGACAUGCUCUGGUCGACAAUGGGUGGUAAGCCCUAUCAAGUCGGCCGCUUCGCUCACACCUUGCGCCUCCGUCUCAUGAGAGAACAUCUCGGACUGGACACAGACGAAAUCCUUGCCGAGGACAGGCAAGCUGACAUGGAACGUGAAAACGAGUUUAUGAACGACAUGAACGAUAUGUACAGCGAUGAUUCCGAUGCUUCGCCAACAGCCGAGGGCUCCCGCCGGCCUCGAUCGAGAUCGCGGCCCCUCAUCUACAGUCGUACCCCUAGCAUCAAUCGUGAUGUUGAUCUCGAGGAAUUGGAAAGCCACGUAGUACCUGAGGAGCCGGAACUGGACCUGCAGACGACCCAGGCGUCCGGUAGCAAGUCCCAAGGCUCGGGGGAGACCAAGGUCGUCGCCAACCAUGACAAGCAGCAAAAGGAUGUCGAGGGUUUCGGUGAAGAUCGCUGGCGUAUGGCCCACAAGCAAGGCAUCGAUCAGGGCCGGGACUCGGUCAUCAUCGACGGGCAAGAGGUGCUUGUGAAUCACGUCUUUGGCAAGGGCGAAAACCCGCUGAGCCCGAGCCAGGCGAAUCAUCAUCAUCAUCACACCGUACCCAACGAAGUCCUCAAUAAUGACGAAUGCUCUGCCAAAGACAAGGUCCCGCCUAUGCCGCCCUUCAACCGCCGGACGACAGAUCAGCUUGGGCUUCUACGAACCAGUCAACUUCCUACCCUGCCUCUCACCGAUGACACCGACAUCGGUGGCCCACCACUGCAUCUCGAUACCCAGGGCAACCCGAGUAACGGUCCAGUCAACCCGCUGAUGGCCGAUAUCAGACUUGCCGAUGUCACGCGAGACUGUAUGCGAGACCCGCUGAACCCCAACUUCUACAACGAAGUCUGGGCCCGCGUGGCCGAGAACAACACCAAGAUCUAUCGCCGCGUUUUCCGCUGCAUGCCGGACUCGGAGGUCACCAACUGGCACGAGUUCCAGGAGUUCAUCACCUACGGUGCGCGCUUCCAGGAGAGCAUGGAAGGGACCAAGAAGAGCGAGGAUCCAGAGCGCAAAUCCGAGUCGCACCCGCCCAGACACGGCACGUCUGGCGGUGCGGGCAUCGGGGCGCCGUCUCCGGGCGCGGCGCUCGCCAGCGUGGGCGAAAAGAUCGCCGCCGUAGCGACCGGCGGCGGCGAGAACAAGAAGGAGAAGGAGUCCUCUGGCGAGUUUGACGAGAAGGCCAAGGAGAAGGAGCCGUUCCCUGCCGCGCCUCUGAAGGAGAAGGAGCCUCACACCGACAUGGAGAAGGCGGCCGAGGCCGAGCGCGCACUCAAGGAGCACGACACGCACGUCGCCGGCGGCCCUACAGCCCCAACUAAGGAGUCAGAGAGUGCUAUCGACGACUCGCAGCCGGCCGCCAACAAGCCAGACAAGGGCAAGGAGCGCCGCGCGACCUUCUCGGCGCUCGAGAAGCCGCCGACCGGUGGCCCGAGCACAGCAGCAUCCACCGGCCAGCAGCAGCCUGCGGCGGCCGCCAACGGGGGAUCCGUCAAGCGCAGGCGGCGCGCCGGUACCAAGGGCAGCCGCCGCGGCUUCCAGGGCACCGACGACCUGCUCACCAAGGCCGAGGCGGACGACCUGUGCGGCAUGAUCCAGGGCCACCUGGUGCAGUUCCCGUACGACUGGCUGCUGGUCGAGGAGGGCAACGGCAACUGGCUGUACCAGGUCGACCAAGUGGCUCCCUUGCAGAUCUAG